Messenger RNA from Plenodomus lingam JN3, 102 nucleotides. The record is from RefSeq and is a predicted model, not a curated record. NCBI's taxonomy places the organism in Eukaryota, Fungi, Ascomycota, Dothideomycetes, Pleosporales, Leptosphaeriaceae.
AUGAACCCCAUAUACCCUCUCCGCGCCCUCCAAGCAAUCACUGCCAUUGGAUAUCCUCAUGGUGGACAAGACACUGGCGUCAAGCCGCCCCUUCAGAGAUAG